Molecule: messenger RNA, 2001 nt
Organism: Mizuhopecten yessoensis (Yesso scallop)
Lineage: Eukaryota; Metazoa; Mollusca; Bivalvia; Pectinida; Pectinidae
Product: peptidyl-prolyl cis-trans isomerase NIMA-interacting 4-like
Exons: 3
Coding region: 65-454 (129 amino acids)
Biological process (GO): rRNA processing
Molecular function (GO): DNA binding; peptidyl-prolyl cis-trans isomerase activity
Source: RefSeq, a predicted model, not a curated record
UCCUGUUUUACAACGCACACGUGUGUAUCGUAAACAAACUAAGUUGACGUUUUUCAGAACUGUCAUGCCGAAGAAUAAAGGAGGAGGUGGAGGUGGAAAAGGUGGUAAGGGGGGCUCAAAGGGAGCUGAAGGCGGUGGAGGUGAAAAGGAGAAAAAAGGUGGAACCGCUGUCAAAGUGAGACAUAUUCUAUGUGAGAAACAGUCUAAGGUUUUAGAGGCUAUGGAGAAGUUAAAGAGUGGGGUUAAGUUCAACGAGGUGGCAACAAAUUACAGUGAGGAUAAAGCAAGACAAGGGGGUGACCUCGGCUGGAUGACCCGAGGUAGUAUGGUUGGCCCCUUUCAGGACGCAGCCUUUGCCCUUCCGAUCAGUUCCCUAGGCAAUCCUCACUACACUGAUCCACCAGUUAAAACGAAGUUUGGCUAUCACAUCAUCAUGGUUGAGGGAAAGAAGUGACAACUGGACUCUUUAACUUUUUACUCUAUGCCGAACAUUGCAUGUAUGGUAACUGAUGUUACUGAUAAGUCAGUUUAUGUUGUGGACAGAAAGGAAUGGAAGGGAAUUUUUACAUUUGAUUGUGUCAAGUAUGCUGAAAAUAGCUCUUUAUAACUUUGAAAUAGAAGAAACAACCCUUCAAUUUGUAUUUUAAACCUUCUAGCUCUUUGGAUGUUCAGUUCAGCAAAUCGGAUCGUACUACCUAGAUUGAAAUAAACAAAUGUAUGUUUUUUAUUGAGACCGUGAUAUUUUGUAUAAAGAAUGAAGGAUAUAUUGUGAUGCGGUAAUGGAGAGCAGUAGUAAACAGGUAUAUUCUACUAUCAUUACUAAUAUAUCAGCAGGCAGCUGCACUUAGUAAUGGCUUGACAAAGGAAAUAUAUCACCUCCCUUCUUUUUAAUUUUAAGAUUGUCCCGGCUAAGAAAUAAUGACAUGCUCUCAUAAGGAAUAGUUUUUAUACGUAACAAUGUCUUCCUUUAACUUCACAUUAAGUAAUUGUAUACAUUGUAUUUACAUGGGGGAGAUUCUGGAUGCUCAAAAUUGAAAUGUGUGCAUAUACCCCCUAGAGACACAUGACCCUUUAAAAUGACAUUUUGAGUUGUUCUUUCAGAUGAAAUCAGUAGAUUUUAGAUUAAAAGAAUAUUUUAGCAAACUCUCUGGUUGAAAAUACUAACUUCAGGGGAAAUUAGGAGUGUCCUUCCUAAAUAGGGAGAGAGUUGGCAAGUAUGCAUAUUGAAAAUAUUAAUACAUUAAGUAUGACCAACCAAAUUUACUGUUGUUUUUCCCCCAUGAUUAAUAAAAAAAAAUACCAGUCUAUUCCAGAAAAUAUUGUUGUAAAGGAUUGUUGUUGUAAGCUUUAUUACGGGAAAUUCUUUUGGGAUGUGUUUUAUUGACGGUUGUCUUGGUUUUAAAUAAUUUGUAUUCCAAUCUUAAUUUUGUCUUAUCAAGGGUUUUCUUUAUCAAUUUUUUGCUGUUACCGUAAACUUCUGAUUUUUUGACAAUUGAAAUAAGAUUUAUUUGUGGGGUCCAAAUUUUGUGGUUUCCCGGAGAGAAAAAAAUUCGUUGGUACAUGAAUUUGUGGAUUACAAGGUACAGAGAAUUGUUUUUUGUCAAACUUGUAAUUACUUUGUGGACCUUUGAAUUUGUGGAGGCAGAUUACCCAUGAAAUCAACGAAAUUAAAAAACUCCACAAAAAUAAGUGAUUUCUCAUUACAUUUAUACCUGUACUUGGCAAGGAAGAGUUCUAUAAACAGUAUACAUUGCACUAUGUGUAUGAUACAGUGUAUUCAAUACUGUUUAUCAUUUUCAGGUGGUUGUAUUUAAUAAAUCAUAGAAUAUAAUUUCUUUGAUAUUAACAAUUCAUAUACCAACAGUGUUGAAUUGAAACACAGGGUUUCUUGAACCAAGACAGAAUUACCUGUAUGCUAAGGAAAAUGACAGGUAUGUGAAGAAGAAUGGCAUGUACCAUACAGUAGGUACCCAGUAUAUGAAAAUAAAGAAAAGUAAUAAA